This is a messenger RNA of Aricia agestis (brown argus), 4047 nucleotides long. It is a transcript of the gene RhoGAP54D, whose product is annotated as rho GTPase-activating protein 19-like. Gene Ontology annotation, cellular component: cytoplasm. Bases 250 to 2820 code for a protein of 856 amino acids. Gene Ontology annotation, molecular function: GTPase activator activity. The record is from RefSeq and is a predicted model, not a curated record. The transcript is spliced from 10 exons. Gene Ontology annotation, biological process: regulation of small GTPase mediated signal transduction; signal transduction. NCBI's taxonomy places the organism in Eukaryota, Metazoa, Arthropoda, Insecta, Lepidoptera, Lycaenidae.
AAGGGUUUCGUUCAAAAACAUAAAACUUCUUCCAACUGUCAAAGAAUCAAGUUUUCCGAACGAAACCAUUUAGCCGUUGCAAGAUGUGACAAAUGACAGAUGUUUUGAUUUGAAAACAAUGCGGUUAUUUUUUUGGAAAAAUCUUAUUUUUUGUAUAAAACUGGACUUUUAAUAUAAAUAAAAAGUGCUAUUAAACAUUGUGAUGUGGUCGUGCCUUGUAAUAUAAGAUUUAAACUGAUUUUACUCAAAAUGAGUACGUCGGAACUGAUAGACAAAUUACGAAAUGAAAACUUAGAUCAAUUUUUUACAUUAGUGCGAAUGCAUUUGUCUUUUGUUGUAGAUAUUAAUACUGACGAUGUUGAAUGUUCAACUGAUAAACCAAAGCAAUUCAGAUGGAAUUUCCACAAGAAAACGAAGAAUUCUAACGCGAACUCUAGUCAAAAUGUAAAUAAUAUGAAGAAGAAUGAGGAAGUGAACUCUAUAACAGAAGAGGGAAUGUUAAGGCUUUAUGAACUUAUAGAAUUUUUAUCAUUACCAGAUAAUGUAAUCCAAGAAGGUAUAUUCCGUCGUACUGGGUCACUCAGUCGGCAGCAGGAACUCAAGAACCUGCUGAUCACGGGUUCCAACCUGGGUCUUGAUGAGGGCAGAUUCACCGUGCAUGAUUGUGCGUCCGUGCUGAAGGGGUUUCUAGCUGAAUUGCCUCAGCCACUACUCAUGGAGCAGUAUUAUCAAACAUAUUGCACUCUAGCUUCUCAAUAUCCACCCAACCUGGAGUCAUCGGAAACAAAACUGUUGACAGCCCUGCAACUGCUGCUGCUGCUUCUGGCACCAUCCCAUAGGAACUUUCUCGAACGGCUGCUGAGGCUGUUACGGUUGGUCGCCGACAAUGAACCCAGUAACAGAAUGUCACCAGACACGCUAGCUACGAUGUUCACACCACAUCUAUUGUGUCCUAGAAAGCUAUCCCCUGAAGCGUUUCACCAGGAAUCGCUCGCUCUAGCCCCACUAAUGAGCUUCAUGAUCCGUCAGUCGAGCGCGUUAUGGGCGGCGCCGGCGCAGCUAGUCACCGACGCCGCGGCCUACCUCGCGGUACGAGAGAGGAAGAAGGCGUUAUCACCAGCCGCGGACUUGGAUGAGAGUUAUACGGACAGAACGGCAGCCAACACGGUAUACACGUUCGUCGAUCGCUCGCGCAGCGUCGCCGAGCACGCGGCCAACCCCACAGACACGGCGCUAGCGCAGCUGUACGCACACAUACACGCGCUGCCCCCCUCCGCGCACCGCCGCCGCCUCAUCAAGCACUUCAAUCGCCAAAACGGCUAUGGCACACCGAUCCAAAUCCAACGGACGGGUAAGGUAGCUGGAUCCAAGAGUUUCGGUGACUCUAUCAAGCGGCACAUAUUCAACAAGGGACUGCUGAAUAAGACGCCGAAAAAAGGCUCCGGUUCGAGUAUCAAUACCGUCGCUGAGAAAUCAACUAAAAAACGAUACACUGACGAUAGCAAAGUCGAUGUGUCCCACAAAAAUAUCGUUCUAAAGAAUCUAGCGAAUAAAAUGAUAAGCACAGAAUCUUUAGAUGACGAAUACGAUUCAGAUGCUAGCAACGAAAGCACACUAUCCGAAGGAGCCAUAAGCAAAUCGAAGAAGAUAAGCCCGAAAUUCGUUUCCGAACCGAAUUUAAGCGUCAUAGACACCGAGGAAACGCCAAAGAAGAAAAGAGGAAGAAUGUUCCGAUCCAAACCGUCUGGUCCGCAAAUAAACAAAAAGUAUCAAAAACGCUCCACAGUCGUCCGCGGUACACCGACUUCCUGUGUAUCGUGUAUCAACGAUCAAGACACUGUGUCCGAUGAUGAUAUUUCCGUCGAAAGGAGUAUAGAAAACACGCCAAGAAAGAGUAAAUUCUACGCCAUUGACCCAGAGUUCAAAAUGAAUUAUCAGACGAGUACGCCGGGUUUAUCAGAGCCAGUUUUUAAUGAGGAAUGUUCGACUCCAUACACUAUAAACUUUAGAAGAGCGUCUAUGUCUCCAAUCACGAAAUCUACACAGAAAUUGUCUAAGGCUAUGCAGGAAUCCAUCAUGACUCCAAGAUCACGCAAACCGCUAAUCAUAACUUCUGAGCAAAGGGACAAUACAAUGGAAGCUUCGGAACCGCAAGAGGAAUCUCUCAAAGUUGACAAUUUCCAGUCAAAGUCUGACAUUUACCAGUCAAAGUCUGAAGUUUACCAGUCAAAGUCUGACAUUUACCAGUCAAAGUCAGAGGUUUACCAGUCAAAAUCCGACAUUUAUAGAUCAAUUUCGCCAAAGAAUGAUAGCGAUUUCGUGUCUUCGGAUGAUGAAAUGAACUCAAGAUCUUAUUCUUUUGAGAGGUCCCGACACGCAUCACCUCGGAUAAAUAUCGAGUGUACAGAAUUGGGAAGAAGUUCAAGUUCGAGCGACAAGAAUUUUAAUACUACCCUCCUAGCUGAAGAUAUAGAGAACACACAAAAGAAAUCCCUUACGGAACCCUUCAGAGAGUAUCUUCUAAGUAGAUCUGUUUUAACAGCAACACCAAUCGAUUUAUCGAUUUUAAACCAAUCGAGUGAGACGGAAAAAAUAUCGGAAUCGUUAUUGUACUGUCUCAACGGUAAUGUACCGUCGGAUUUGACGUCGUCGAUUAGUAAUCUAGCUGUGGAAUCGAUUCCCGAAAUUCGAACGCCGUUGAAAGAUGUGAACGUUGAUUUGAGUCCGAACAGAAAGAGAUCAGCGCCCUCUGUUGAAGUUACGUCCAAAUUAAUGAAAGAUGGAGAAGAGAAUUUUAAGCCACAUGAAACGGAUUUAUAAUUGAGAAAUGAGAAUACUCUAAUAUUCUUCACUUUAAAUUUAUCAACUAUUGGCUUUUUGUUUUUUUCUGUCAAAAUCUUGUGUAUACUUACCUACCUCAAAAAGUAGACAAUAACUACUUUUUGAGGUUUACUGAUAGGAGUUUAUCAAUAGACUUAUUGAUUGGUUAACUGUUUGACAUUAGCUAAUCAAAGCCGAAAGUAAGUAGAUAAAGUACUCUAAAAAUCUCAGAAAGAUAUUAGACAAUAUUCAAUACUUUGUUCGAUUUUCAACUAUUGGAGUUGUUUUUUUUAUUCAAAUACCAGUCAAAAUCUUUUUUGCAUGUUACUUGGCAAAGGACUAAUCAUGUAAACCAAAAACGUUAUUUUCUUUUGAUAAUUUGAAUUAUUAUUACAGGAAAAUAUUCAACAAGCAUACAUAAGUCCGCAUUCGACCAAAUAUUUAUCUUUUAGAUGCUUCUGAAAUUCUGAAGUUAAUUUCAAGUAGAAACAUAUUUUUUGCAUUUAUCGUAAGAUGUUUGUUUGAUCAAAUGCGUUAUUUGAUCAUGAUCUCAGCACUGUUGCAUAAAAUACAUGCAAUACCGUUUGAAACAAUUGCAUAUUCUGUAUUAUGGGCCUGCGAGUCAAGAUGGGUAUCAGAGAAAUUGACGUAUAGGCAGAUGGCGGAUAUAAUUUGGUUCUAUAACUUGGUUGGAUUAUGUUAGACUAGCCGACAACACGGCUAACACUGAAUUGAUGUAACUCCAUCAAAUAAAGGAGGUUUCUAAGCUGCCAAAUAUGUUCCUCUGAUGGUACCUUAAGGUAUAAAGCAUGUUAUAAUUUUAGUCACCUAAUAGGCUUUUAUGCUACAUACCUUAGAUUUCCCUACCUUGAUUUACAGUUUUCUAAUUUGUUACUGUCAUUUUAAAUCCACAAAUAUGUGGCGUUUUGUGCCAUUCUUCUGUAAAAGAGCAAAAGAGGUUCAAGUAUAAACUAUAUUAUUAUGAUUAGGCAUAAUAAUGUGCAUUAAUACUACUUUAAGGUGCCUUAUAAAAGUUCGCUAUUUAAAGCGAAAUGUAUACUAAAACGUUGCCAAAAUAAUUUUAUUUAAUAGUCGUAUUAACUGUAGUCUGUAGGCAAUAGCCAUAAUUAAACAUAGGAAUUUAAUACUGUCUAGAUAUUGUUUAAUUCAGUUGAUGGUAGAAACUAAAUAUUGAAAGAAAUAAAAAUAAAUUGUAAUAAAAUACUA